GGAUUUUAAAAACAGAAACCACAGAAAUCUUUGAUUUUGCAUUGGAAGACAAUAACAUUGGAUUAACAUGAUAAGCAUGAACCUUAAUUAAUGGCUCACACAAAAUAACUCGCUCGCUUUACUCGACCUAAUUUGCCUAUUAUAAUACAAUUCCCACAUCCCCAUUUGUCACAUUUCCAUCAGUUAAUGGGGGAUCUUGGCACUUCACCCUCUCAUAAAUCUGCCACUCGAUGCCAAAUCAACCCAAAUCCCAUCUUUAAUUUCUCUCUUCUUAAAUCUCUAUCAGAAUUGCUAGUGUCUUUGCUCGAAGUUGGUUAAAAGCAUUCACUUUCUGCGAUCGAGGUCCUCAAUACGAUACUCCCAUUCUCCAGUUUGUAUCGAACUUGGGGUACCACAGCCAUAGCCAAAAUGAGUAGUUCUAGGAGCAGCAGCACCAGCAAUGGAGGUGGACCGUGUGAAUUUGCAUUGCAGGUGGUGAAAGGAAGAUGGUUCACGGUUUUUGCAUCUUUUCUGAUCAUGGCAGGAGCUGGUGCCACCUAUCUCUUUGGUGUAUAUUCCAAAGACAUCAAGUCCACUCUUGGAUACGACCAAACUACCCUCAACAUGCUAGGCUUCUUCAAGGACCUUGGUGCAAAUGUUGGUGUCCUCUCAGGGCUAAUUGGUGAGAUAACCCCUACCUGGUUUGUCCUUCUACUAGGAUCAGGCCUGAAUUUUGUUGGGUAUUUCAUGAUUUACCUUGCUAUCACUGAAAAAAUUGCAAAACCUAAAGUUUGGCAGAUGUGCCUUUACAUUUGCGUUGGAGCCAAUUCUCAAAAUUUUGUAAACACCGGAGCUCUUGUCACUUGUGUAAAAAAUUUCCCAGAAAGUAGAGGUGUAAUGCUUGGUCUGUUAAAAGGUUUUACUGGGCUCAGUGGAGCUAUUUUUACCCAGCUUUACCUUGCCAUUUACCCUAAUGACUCAAAAUCAUUGAUUCUUUUAAUUGGGUGGCUGCCUGCUGCACUAUCAGUAGUUUUUGUUUACACCAUUAGGCCAAUGCAAGUGGUUAGGCAGAAAAAUGAGAUAAGGGUUUUUUACCACUUCCUCUACAUCUCAAUCUCCCUUGCAUUGUUCAUCAUGGCUAUUAGUUUGAUUCAAAGGAAGGUUGCUUUCUCCCAAGCUGCCUAUGCUGGAACUGCUACCGUUGUUUGCCUGUUUAUGUUUAUCCCUCUCGGGGUUGCCAUUCGAGAAGAGCUAGUCCUCUGGAACCUCAAGAAAAAAACAGUUGAUCCACGGACUGAGAUCGCUGUUGAAAAGCCGAGCGAAAUCCAAGAAGUUAAGGAUGAUUUGGAUCCGGCGUCAAGUUCCUCAGCUGUGCAAGAUCAAAACAAAAAGAGCACAUCUUGUUGCGGCGACAUAUGCAAAAAACCAACAAGAGGUGAAGAUUAUACAAUUUUACAAGCACUUUUAAGUACGGACAUGAUUAUUUUGUUCAUUGCAACAUUUUGUGGACUUGGAUCAAGUUUGACAGCAAUUGACAAUUUAGGGCAGAUUGGUGAGGCAUUAGGAUAUCCAACCAAAACAAUAAGCACAUUUGUUUCUUUAGUGAGCAUUUGGAACUAUUUUGGUAGGGUUUUCUCUGGGUUUGUCUCAGAAACCCUAAUGGGGAAGUGGAAAGUCCCUAGAACACUCAUGAUGACCAUCAUGCUUGUUCUAUCAUCCAUUUCCUACCUCUCCAUCGCCUUCCCAUUCCGGGGUUCGGUCUACGUGGCAUCGGUGGUAAUCGGAGUCUCUUUCGGCGCUCAACUGACAUUGCUUUUCACAAUUAUUUCCGAGCUCUUUGGCCUGAAAUACUAUGCUACAUUGUUCAAUUGUGGGCAGCUUGCAAGUCCCCUUGGGUCCUAUAUUCUCAAUGUGAAGGUGACCGGGAUGCUCUAUGAUAGAGAGGCACUGAAGCAGCUAGCAAAGAAAGGGCUGACGAAGGCGUCGGUGAAGGAGCUUACUUGCCUUGGAAGUCAAUGCUAUAGGCUGUCUUUCUGUAUUCUGGCUGGUAUCACAUUCUUUGGUGCUCUUGUUUCACUGAUUCUAGUGGUAAGGACUAGAGAGUUCUACAAAGGUGAUAUUUAUAAGAAGUAUAGAGAGCCUGCAUAGAUUUCUGCUUGGUUUAAUUCUCACCGGGUCAAAAACUUGAAAUCUAACAGCAUCUGGGAGGGCACUCUCUAUAUUAUUAUUGUUAUGAUUAUAUUUUCUUUUUCAAUAGAUUUCAGCUAAAUUAGCUAGAUAGAAAGUCUUUUUAUUAUCUAACCCUUUUUGAAGUGGCUGGUCCAAACCAUGCUCCUUAUCUUUAACCAGUCAUGAAUUUCUUUUGUGGCUUAAUUUUUGGUUGAAGAAUUGCUUGUGAUUUCGAGGUUCAUGAUCCCAAAUAUUAAUGUCGUCCUGAAUGGAGUGGCUAUAUUAGUGACAGUGUUAUUCUUAAUCUAUAAAGCACGGAUAUAGAGUAGGAGGGGGAUUUGGGAGUAUGGAAACUCAAAGAAUCUCAAUUUAGGAAUGUGACUUGAUCGGUGCUUCAUAAUUCGCAAUGCUUUGCUUAAAACAAAGGAAAUAAAACUUGUUAGAAAAUAUUAAAAAUUGCAUAUGAAGUCACCCUAUCUAAUAUCCACUCUUUGUCUCCACGUUUAGGGAGCUCAAAACCAUUUCUCCAAAGAGGGAUUUUCCUUGAACAUGCUCCAAUGUAUCAUGAUCAAAUAUUCGACAUAAAUAAAUAAAAAUCUUAUGCUAUAAUACAAGAGGGUUAGUACUAUAAAUUGGCUUGAAACAGUUCGAGCUUGCACCGAGGUCAGCUUGUGUUUGGCUUGUUGAAGCUCGAUUGACUCGUGAAAGAACCAAGUCAAGCCUAGUUUGGUUCAAUUAGAAAAUAAGCCCAGUUUGAACAUUAGUAUGUUCAACUCGUAAAGCUCAUGAGUAGCUUGAAUUUUUAGAGGGAAUUAAUGACUCUACUAUUAUCUUCCAUUGGGUUUCAUCCAUACAAAAAAUUAUAAAAAAUAAAAAAAAAGUUUAUAUUUUACAUCUUAAAUCAAUGUGUUUAAAUUUUUUAUGUUGCAUUGCUUAUAUUUCAAUUUUCAUAUACUAUAAUUUUUCCGAGAUUAACACGGAAAGGCGGAACUAAUACCUUGUAUAAGCACUUUCCCAUCAGCACGAGCUUCUUUUCGUAGUCAACACAGGGAAGAGGAAAGCUAAAUUCAGUCGCACAUUAACACGGAAAGGCGGAACUAAUAUCUUGUUUUUAAUCUUUGUCAUCCUUGUUCUAUUCUUAAUGUCAACUUGCUAUAAAUAAAUGGCCUAGCCAGCUAACCCUAUUGGUUAACUGAAAGAAGGGACCUGACCAAAUGCAUCGUAGAGAUCAGGAAAGCAUUUGUGUGUGUCGCUUUGCGCUUGACGAAGAUGCUGCUACUUUAAGUCAGUUCCAUUUUGUCCGUCAGGAAUUACAAAUGAUUCAAGGGACCUGUCUAUUGAUAACUUCCGGUCCACUACCUUUCCCAUUUUAAAACGCUUUGGAGUUCCCUCAGAAGGGUUGGAGCUGGAAAUAAAGAGUCGUGGAUGCGCUCCUAAAGGUGGCGGUGAAGUUGUUUUGGCAAUCCCAGUUGUUCGAAGUCUGACAGUGAGUUUUUGAGACUUAUGAGGGGAUGGUCAAGAGGAUUAGAGGGGUGACAUUCUCAACGAGAGUGUCUGUAGUCUGUACAGUUUGAAAAUACUAUGGUGCAUGCCGCUCGUGAACUCUUUAAUCCCUUCCUUCCAGAUGUUCACAUAUUUACCGACCAUAGAGAUGGCCAACAAGCUGGAGAGUUUAUCUUCAAUCUAGAUAUUAUUAUAAUUUUACGAGAAAACAAUGACUUUAUGGCAGGUCAUCUGGUUAUGGAAUUUCACUAGUUGCAGAAACCACCUCCGGGUGCUAUAUCUCUGCGGAUACAACUAUUUCUUAUGCACAAGGGGGACAAAUAGAUGAACUUGACUAUGAGAAGAAAUAGCUGAUGCCUCCGGAGGAUGUUGGUAUGAAAAUUGCUUCUGUUCUGCUUGAGGAGAUUGGGCAGGGUGGAGUGGUAGAUUCAAAUCACCAGGGCAGCUUCUGCUUGUUUCAUCUUUCUGCAUUAUGUCCACAAGAUGUUCAAAAGUUCAGGUCGAAAAGUUCUCUCUUUAUGGGAUAGAAACAUUCAGAAACAUCAACGAUUUUCUGUGAGUUAAAUUUGCCAGUACGCCAUGCACAUCAACAAGUAUUGUGAUACUCAAGUGUGCGGGCUGCGCGUUGAACAACCUAUGUAGAAAGAUCUCUUGAUAGUCAUAACUGAUAUAUGAUUUUUGUAUAUCAAGCGGCAUAUUUCUUU
Malus domestica (apple) is the source of this 4355-nucleotide messenger RNA. RefSeq names its product protein NUCLEAR FUSION DEFECTIVE 4-like. Lineage: Eukaryota; Viridiplantae; Streptophyta; Magnoliopsida; Rosales; Rosaceae. Gene Ontology annotation, cellular component: membrane. The record is from RefSeq and is a predicted model, not a curated record.